AUUGUUCUCCAACUCUCUUCAGUUUCAACUUGCUAUAGCCAGAGAAUCGCAUUGUCUUAGAAACUCAGUUUGGUUUGUUGAUCUUCGUUGUUUGUGAUUCUUAGCAUAGCUGCUUUUGGGUUCCCUACAAUUUCAAAUUUCAGGCUAUCUCUUUCCUACACUUUUUAUCAGCUUUAAUAUAUUAUUUUUAUUCUGGAUUUCCGUAUUAAUUAAGAUCGAUGGAUUUUGUUUCUCCGAUCAUUGGAGUAAUUGUGGGGUACACUAUAAAGCCUAUUGGUCGCUUAUUGAGUUAUGUUUGUUUCACUCGCCGAAAUAUUCAAAACCUUAAGAGUCGAGUUGAAAUAUUAAAGGACACUAAAGAGUCCGUGCUUCACAAGGUCUGUGAAGCAACAAGAAAUGCUGAAAAUAUAGAAUCUGGUGUCCAAAAUUGGUUGACCAAGGCUGAUUCCAUUAUUGAAAAAUCUGAAACAUUACUAAACAACCUUUCUCAACAAGGUGGCUUGUGCUUGAAUUUGGUCCGAAGACACCAACUAAGUAGGAAAGUUGUAAAGUUGGGUGAUGAGGUUGUUGAGAUAAAAAAUGAGGGAAAUUUUGAUAGAGUUUCUUAUUGUGUAGCUCUCUCGGAGGUUGAGAGUUCAAAGGAAAAGACUUCAGAUUUUGUUAACUUUGAAUCAAGAAAGCCAACUAUAGACAAAAUCACUGGUGCACUUAUGGAUGACAAUGUCCACAGAAUUGGAGUGUAUGGGAUGGGAGGGGUUGGCAAAACAAUGUUAGUUAAAGAGAUUUCAAAAUUAGCUAUGGAGAAAAAGUUGUUUGAUGAAGUGCUCAUAUCAACCAUUAGUCAAACGCCAGACUUGAAAAGAAUUCAAGGACAACUUGGUGAUAAGCUUGGACUCAAAUUUGAACAAGAAACAGAAGAAGGAAGGGCCCUUAUGCUACAUAAAAGGUUGAAGAUGAAACAAAAGAUCCUCAUUGUACUUGAUGAUGUUUGGAAGCAAAUUGAUUUAGAAACCAUAGGAAUUCCAAGUAUUUCAGAUCACAGAGGAUGCAAGAUCCUAUUUACCUCAAGAGAUAAUAGUAUACUCUUGAAUGAUAUGUGCAUAGAUAAGAAUUUUGAGAUAAAAGUUUUACAAGAGGAUGAGACGUGGAAUUUAUUCAAGAAAAUUGCUGGUGAGAUUGUUGAAAUAUUUGAUUUGAAAAGUAUAGCCAUUGAGAUAGCAAAAGAAUGUGCACAUUUGCCAAUUGCUAUAAUAACGAUCGCUAAGGCAUUGAGAAACAAACAUUCAUCUAUUUGGAAGGAUGCCUUAGACCAACUAAGAAAUCCUAUUGUUGUGAAUAUUAGAGGGAUGAAUGAGAAAGUAUACUCUUCACUGAAGCUAAGCUACGAACAAUUAGAUUGUGAAGAGUCUAAAUUACUCUUUUUACUCUGUAGCAUGUUCCCAGAAGAUGAUGAAAUUGAUGUGGAGGAGCUACAUGUAUAUGCUAUGGGGAUGGGUUUCUUGCAUGGUGUUGACACUGUAGCACAGGCCCGACGUAGGAUAACAAAAUUGGUUGAUGAUCUUAUAUCUUCUUCUUUGCUUUUAGACGUAUCAAAGAAUAAGGGUGUGUAUGUUAAAAUGCACGAUCUCAUUCGUGAUGUAGCCAUACUAAUUUCCUCCAAAAAUGAUCAUAUUCGUACAUUAAAUUUUUCGAAAGGAUUGAAUGAAUCAUGGUCAGAAAAAGAAAUGUCAGGUGAUCACACAGUGGUAUACUUAAAUGUUGAAGGUUUGUGUAACCCUCCACAAAAGUUAAUGUUACCGAAGGUUCAAUUAUUGGUGUUAUGUGGACCAUUAUUGGAUGUACAUGAGUUCUCCAAUACUUUUUUGGGACAAACAACAGAGCUCAAAAUUCUAAAAUUAAAUGAAAUGAAAUUUUCCUUGGAGGUGACACCAUUCCUUUACUCUUUUGCAAAACUUCAAGCAUUGGAUUUGAAUUGGUGUGAAUUGGGAAACAUAGAUGCAAUUGGUGAGUUAACUAGUCUUGAAUUUCUUAGUUUUAAAGAAUCGAUGAUCAUCCAAAUUCCUACAACGAUGAGUAAAUUGACACGAUUAAAAGUGUUGAAUUUAUCAUGUUGUCAUCAACUAAAGGUAAUUCCACCUAAUAUUCUUUCAAAUUUGAAAAAUCUAGAAGAGUUAUAUUUGGAAAGGUUUGAUGGAUGGGAAAGAGAAGAAUUGAAUGAUGGAAGAAGAAAUGCUAGUCUUUCUGAGCUUACUGGCCUUUCCCACCUUUGCGUUUUAACAUUAUGGAUUCCAGAUGGAACAAUUAUGCCAAAACAAUUGUUUUCAAGAUUGUUGAAUUUGGAAACGUUUAAAAUUUUCAUUGGUUGCAAGCCUAUUGGAUGUUGGAAAAUGGAAGUGUCAAGGACCUUGGGUUUGAAGAUUGAAACAGAAAGUUGUGUGGAUAAUGAGAUAAAAAUGUUGUCAAAAAGAUCUGAAGAAUUACAUUUAGCGGGAUCAAUUGGCUCGAGGGUUCUCCCGUUUGAGUUAAAUGGAAACGAAUCUUCAUAUUUGAGGCAUCUUUACAUUUAUGAUAAUUCAGAAUUUCAACAUUUUUUCAAUUAUGAGCGAAACAAGUUGUCUUUGCAAAAAGUUUUGUCCAAUUUGGAGGUUCUAGAAUUGAAGAAUUUGGAGAAUUUGGAGACUAUGUUUCAUGGUGUUCAUAAUGUUAGAGAAUCUCAUUUCUACAAGUUGAAGAAGAUAAAGUUAUUAAGGUGUAAUAAAUUAGAAAUUCUCUUUGUUGACUUCUCAUUAAAUAAGUUUUUGCGUCUUGAGGAGAUGAAGAUUAGUGAUUGUGAGAUGAUGAAAGCAAUCGUUGUAAUAGAAAGCGAAAAGGCAACCAACAAAAUUGAAUUUAUGAAUUUAAAGUCUUUAAACCUAGAGGGCUUACCACGACUUCAAAGUUUUUUCUCUAAAAUUGAGAAACAUGGACAAUUAUGUGUUGAUAAUUUUGAAAGGGACGAGACAAGCAGAUGUAGCAAUCAUGACUCAUUUUUCAACCAAUGGGUCUCACUCCCUAAUUUGGAGCAGUUGAAAAUUAAAGAGGCUCAAAAUUUGAAGAUGAUAUUCCAUAAUAUACUCAUUCCUAAUUCAUUUUCCAAGCUCGAAAGUCUAAUGAUUGGUGAAUGUAACAAUCUUGAAAAAGUUUUUCCUUCCAAUAUAAUAAGUACAUUUACUUGUCUCAAAAUCUUAAGGAUCAAGAGUUGUAAUUUAUUGGAAGGAGUAUUUGAAGUGCAAGAGCCAAAUGCAAUACAGAAGAACAAUGAUUUGCUUCCAAGUUUGAGGCAUUUGGAAUUGAUUGAAUUGCCAAACCUCCAAUAUAUAUGGGAGAAGGAUCCUUGUGAACUUUUGAAAGCUAAAAAUUUAGAAAUAUUGUUUAUUAGUCAAUGUCCAAAACUUAAAAGAGAAUAUCCAAUCAAUGUUCUUCGACAACUAAAAAAUCUAGAGAUAGAUUUAAGUGAACUGAAUGAGAUUUUGAAGAAAGAAAAGUCAACACAGAUAUUGGAAUUUGAUCAAUUGGAGACUUCGAAGGCAGAGAUUAUACAGCUACGGGAUGGUCUACAUUUAUUUUUCAAACUUGAAAAUUUGAAAUUGCAUGGUUCUCUUGACGAUCGCUACACUCAGUUGCCAAUAGAAAUUGUUCAAAUAUUACACAACCUUGAAGUGUUUGAAGUGAGAAAAGCACUCAUUGAAGAAGUAUUUUCAAGUGAGAGAUUGGAUUAUAGUCUUGAAGAUUGGCAGAAUAAAAAAAUUAAUCUUUCCAGUUUGAGUUUAUAUGAAUUGCCCAAGCUUAGACAUUUGUGCAAUGAAGACUUACAAAAGAGUUCCUCAAUACUUCAAAAUUUGAGGUACUUAAAAGUAUUCGGAUGUGGCAUAUUGAAUAUGAUCCUGCCAUCAUCAAUGCCAUUCACAAACUUGGCCCAACUUAGAGUAGAAAAUUGUCAUCAAUUGACCUAUUUACUAAAUCCUUCUAUUGGUAGACGUUUGGUGAAUCUUGUAGUCUUGGCAAUAGAAGGAUGCAAAAGGAUGACAACUGUAAUUGCUGGAGGAAUAGAAUUGGAAGAAAAUGAUGAAAUCAUAUUCAACAGAUUAUAUAGGUUACAGCUUAAAGAUUUCUCCAAACUGACAAGUUUUCAUUCUGGAAAAUGUCCCAUUAGGUUUCCAAGGUUGCAAAGUAUAUAUCUUGAAAAUUGUCCUGAAAUGAGGAGUUUCUCUCUCGGAAUAGUAAGCACACCUACUUUGUUAACCGAAUCUAUUGGAUUAUUUGAUCGUGCAACUUAUCAAUCGAUCCCAUAUCUGAAAGAUUCACAAGAGAUCAUUGUAGAAGAUAUCAACGUAACUAUUCGACAAAUUUGGGAGGACAAUUACAGUACCAACCUUCAAUAUUUGUUUGAAGAACAGAAUUUGGAGGAAAGCCCAACCCGAUCAUCUUAGUUAAUUCAUAUGUGGAGGAACUGAGAUCUGAUUAAUGACUCUCAUUAUUUAAAGUUUGGUUAAGAGACUUUGGGAUUCAAUGACAAAUCUAAUGGGCUGGAACAAUAGAGGCAAAUCAAUUGUUGAACUAUUUAAAAGUCUUUUACUCGAUCAGACCGACACCAAAAGAAAGAUUAUCAUCUUCAACAUGAUGGUGCAUCUUAUAGACCACCUGGCAUGAUAGAAAUAACCGCGCCGUCAAGGAAAACAUCAAAAGCUCUACACAACUUUGGGAAAAUGUGUGCUUUCUAACAUGUUACUGGGUUUAUAGAAGUGGUACCUUCAAAGAUUAUAAUCCUCUAUGACUGCUAUAAAUCUGAGUGCUUUUUGUAAUUCCUAACUCUUAGUUUGGGCCUAUCUCUAGCCCUCUUUGAACGCUUUGUAUCUUUUUGUGCUUCAUUGAAUAUAUAUUUUGGAGAUGAUGAGGGUGCUA
This is a messenger RNA of Benincasa hispida (wax gourd), 4941 nucleotides long. Its product is annotated as disease resistance protein At4g27190-like. Lineage: Eukaryota; Viridiplantae; Streptophyta; Magnoliopsida; Cucurbitales; Cucurbitaceae. Gene Ontology annotation, molecular function: ADP binding. The record is from RefSeq and is a predicted model, not a curated record.